AGCAGUCGCAUGCCACCAGUCAGAUGGAACUUGAAAAAAACUGACCCCUGGGUUCUUGGUUACCAUGGGAUGUGGCACCUCCGUUGCUACGGAGACACAAGGAAGAACAGUGGAGACAGAUGACGACACAGUUAAGACUCCCAGCCCAGCUCUGACUAUGAAGGCAGCGGUUUUGAUCCAGCGAUGGUACCGGCGCUACAUGGCCCGUCUGGAGAUGAGGCGCAGGUACACCUGGAACAUCUUUCAGUCCAUUGAAUACGCCGGGGAACAGGACCAGCUCCAGCUCUCCAGUUUCUUCACUUUCAUGCUCGACAACUUCACUCAGCUGAAUGGAAAUGGACCAGACUUGAUCUCCCAGCUGCUGGACCCGCUGCUGGACCCCUGGUUAGACAGAGAGACUUGCUACAACUUGAUCUCUGUUCCAGAGUUGUACACUGGGCCCCGGCUCUCAUUUCCUCUCUCAGUGUCUGAUACGAAUGCUCUCCUUAGUGCAUUUAAGGAGCAGCAGUCUCUACAUGCCAGAUAUGUUCUGCAGCUGCUGUACGAGACCAAAAAGCUCCUCAAACAGAUGCCCAACAUCACCCACUUGUCGACAUCCUACACCAAUGAGAUCACUAUAUGUGGUGAUCUGCAUGGGCGGCUUGAUGACUUACUUCUAAUAUUUUAUAAGAAUGGCCUUCCCUCUGCGGAGAAGCCAUAUGUGUUUAACGGGGACUUUGUGGACCGUGGGAAAAAGUCUAUCGAAGUGGUCAUCCUCCUGUUUGCCUACCUGCUGCUUUACCCCGACUACAUGCACCUGAACCGAGGAAACCAUGAAGACCACAUAAUGAACCUCAGAUAUGGGUUCACCAAAGAAGUCAUGCAGAAAUACAAGGCUCAUGGCCGUGAGAUCCUCCAGCUGUUUCAGGACGUUUUCAGCCUUCUGCCUGUCGCAACAGUCAUUGAUGGAAAGAUCCUGAUUGUUCACGGAGGGAUUUCAGAUCAGACUGACCUGGACUUCCUCAGUACCAUAGAGAGACAUAAGGUGAAAUCUGCCCUGAGGUUUCCCAGACGCAGUGUGGAGCAGCUGGAUAUCGGCCAGUCCUGCAGACAGAUGAAGAGACUGAGAUCUGCAGCCUGCUCUCGUCCCAGCAGCAGUCGCAGCCACAGCAAGAACCAACGAACCCCCAACCAGAGAAAUAGGCGAUGCGGGCACAGGCGACAAGACAGUGCUGCCUCCACUUCAUCAUCCUCCUCAUCAUCGUCCUCCUCCUCUUCGCUCUGCUCUCCUCGAACUCCAUCGGGCCUCUCCCCUCGUCCGUUCCCGUUUUCUCCCGGCAUGCCUUGCGCUAUCAAUGACCUCCAAGUGCCUUUCCUGGACUCUCUGUCCUCGGUUCCCCCUCCUUCCCCUCCACAACAUGAUCGGGAAUGGAAACAGAUUGUGGAUAUAUUGUGGAGUGACCCUAAAACCCAAAAAGGCUGCAGUCCCAACACGUUCAGAGGAGGAGGCUGCUACUUUGGCCCUGACGUCACCCAGAGACUGCUGCUCCAGCACGGACUCCAGCUGCUCAUCAGAUCCCAUGAGUGCAAACAGGAUGGAUACGAGCUCUGUCAUGGUGGACAGGUGAUCACCAUUUUCUCAGCAUCAAACUACUAUGAGGAGGGAAGCAACCGUGGUGCCUACAUCAAAGUGGGCCGAGAUCUGGUUCCCCGCUUCUACCAGUACCAAGUCAGCCGCACAACACGCAAACUCACACUGACACAGAGAGUACGCGCUGCUGAAGGCUCUGCCCUCAAGGCCCUGAAGGAGAAGCUGUUCUCCCAUCGCUCUGAGCUGCUGUCAGGCUUCCAGCAGUACGACCUGAAUAAUACCGGUAGUGUGUCAGUCAGUGAAUGGGCUCAGGUGUUGGAGUCUGUGCUGAGACUGGAUCUGCCCUGGAGGACACUUCGUCCACACUUAGCCCGUCUGGCAUCAGAUGGCAGUGUGGACUAUCAGUCCUGCUUCGAGCAUAUGGAAUCAGGGAUUUUUCUGCCUCAGGUGACUUCAAACUUGGCUGAAACUCUGUUCAGAUACAGGACAGACAUUGAGAUAAUAUUCAACAUUAUAGACAAAGACCAUUCAGGUUUGAUCUCAGUCGAAGAGUUUCGUCACACCUGGCGCCUCUUCAGUGCCCACCUGGGGGUCGACAUCGACGACAGAGCAAUCGAUGACCUGGCCCGAAGUAUCGACUUCAACAAAGACGGCAGCAUAGACUUCACUGAGUUCCUAGAGGCCUUCAGAGUGGUACACAAACUGGACAACAAGGAUCAGCCACUCAACGGAAAGAUGGAUGGAGAGAAGUAUUUGUGAUAGGGAAGAAUCUGAAUACUACAGUGUGGAAGCCCUGCAAGAUCAGCAGGAAGGAAGGAAAUUAG
This is a messenger RNA of Etheostoma cragini (Arkansas darter), 2394 nucleotides long. RefSeq names its product protein phosphatase, EF-hand calcium binding domain 1 (gene ppef1). Gene Ontology annotation, biological process: detection of stimulus involved in sensory perception. The transcript has 18 exons. Lineage: Eukaryota; Metazoa; Chordata; Actinopteri; Perciformes; Percidae. The coding region runs from base 65 to 2329 and encodes 754 amino acids. Gene Ontology annotation, molecular function: iron ion binding; protein serine/threonine phosphatase activity; calcium ion binding. The record is from RefSeq and is a predicted model, not a curated record. Gene Ontology annotation, cellular component: cytosol; nucleus.